CUCGCCUAUAUAUUCUCUGUCUAAUUAUUUCUGAACCCUCUUUCGCCCUCUUUGCUCUCUCUCCUCUUUCCGUGUUCCUCUUUGCUCUCUCUCCUCCCCUUGUUUGGUGGAACGAUCUCAGAGUUAGCUCUGCAAUCAUGUUGGUCUACCAGGACUUGCUCACCGGCGAUGAGCUUCUCUCUGACUCGUUUCCAUACAAGGAAAUCCAUAACGGGGUGCUGUGGGAAGUUGAGGGGAAGUGGGUUGUUCAGGGAGCAGUUGAUGUAGACAUUGGUGCAAACCCGUCUGCUGAAGGCGGCGGUGAUGAUGAGGGUGUUGAUGAUCAAGCUGUCAAAGUAGUUGAUAUCGUCGACACAUUUAGGCUCCAGGAGCAACCUCCUUUCGAUAAGAAGCAGUUCGUUGCAUACAUUAAGAAGUACAUCAAGUUGUUGACACCCAAGCUGGAAGGAGAGAAACAAGAGGAAUUCAAGAAGAACAUCGAGGGGGCAACCAAGUUCUUGCUCGGGAAGCUCAGUGACCUCCAAUUUUUCGUCGGGGAGAGCAUGCAUGAUGACAGCACCAUGGUGUUUGCAUUCUACAAGGAAGGUGCAACUGACCCAACAUUUUUGUACUUCGGCCAUGGGUUGAAGGAAGUCAAGUGUUAAGAAGUUGGAAUGCUAAUAGCUUCGCUUCCGAGUGGGAAAAGUGUGUUUUAGUUUUAUGUUUUUAGUCGUAUUUUUGGUGUGGGUUUUGUACUACUAUGCAACUUAGAGUUUCCCUUUUUACUAUUGGAUUAUGCUACCUUUGGAAUUAAUAAACAUGGAUUGGUAUUUUAUUGAAA
Molecule: messenger RNA, 820 nt
Organism: Rhododendron vialii
Lineage: Eukaryota; Viridiplantae; Streptophyta; Magnoliopsida; Ericales; Ericaceae
Product: translationally-controlled tumor protein homolog
Exons: 5
Coding region: 138-644 (168 amino acids)
Cellular component (GO): cytoplasm
Molecular function (GO): calcium ion binding
Source: RefSeq, a predicted model, not a curated record